UCAUCAAUAUUUAGUAAACUAUAUCAAUUGCGUUAUCUUUAAGUUACAUUCCUUCUUUUUAAAAACGAUAUUUUCCCGAUGUAUUUAAAGAAAAUAGUUCCAGUCAUUCAUAAUUUAAUUUCACCUAUGUCAUGGGCAUGGCUGCUCUAGAUAGAUUCUAAGAUUUACACUGUAAAACUACGUCCACCAUGCCUACUGGUUCACAGAGUCGACUGCAGCAACUUGUUGUCUAGCUGGUGACUUCCAACCGCUCACAAGUCUGAAGUACAUUAGUUCAUCGAACAUGAGCAGCACAGAUGAUGUCCAUGCUUGCCCAGAGGACUACAGCUUGUCUGACCAUGGGUGUACACCAAAGAGGAAGAAAUCUCCACCUCCAUUGGACUCACUACCAGUCGAUGUACAAGAGGAAAUAGGAUGCAUGUAUGAAUUUUUACCAGAAAUUGCUGAUCACUUCGUUGUACUAAACAAAAUAGGGGAAGGGACAUUUAGUUCAGUUUUCCUGGCCAAACUGAAACACUACAGUGAAGUGAAACAGCUGUUUGCUUUGAAACACAUCAUCCCAACCAGCCAUCCCAGUCGGAUUGAGGGCGAGCUCAAAUGUCUACAAGAAAUUGGUGGCUGUGACAAUGUGAUGGGAGUGGAGCUCUGUAUCAGGAACAAGGACCAUGUUGUCAUUGUUAUGCCUUACUUUCCACAUGAAAAAUUCCAGGACUAUGUCCAGACGCUGAGUGUGCCCGAGGUGAGAGAUUACAUGAGGAACUUACUACUAGCCCUACGUCGAGUUCACCAGUUUGAUAUCAUUCAUAGGGACGUGAAACCAAGCAACUUCUUGUAUGACCAGAAAACAAAACAGUAUGCACUGGUAGAUUUUGGAUUGGCUCACAAAGCUCCAAUAUCACAAGCUGAGUUAGCAGCGAGUCAUCGCAAAGUAUCACAAUCCACAUCCAUUAGUAGCAGUAGGAGUAAUUCUUUGUCUCCGUCCAAACGAAAAGUUCUCACUCCCACUCAAGAAAUCAACCUACAGAACAUUCAAGAUUUCACCCAGAAAAUCGGACAGACACCUUCACCAGGGUUUACUAAGCUAGAACACUCUCAGACAAUUAAAUGUCGACAAUUUACUCCUCCUACCCCUGACAUUGCCAACAAAGUCUUUACAAAGCGUGUGAAAUCUCCACGCAGAAUGCUGCUAGCAAAGCGUGCCCUGAUGGUGAAGGAAAGGGAGACAAAUCUGACCAGGACUGGAUUGUCACAUCAGGGUCAGUCAUCUGGUGGGCUGUCUACCUGUCAGUGUUUUGGACAGCCUAUAGUGUGUACCUUGUGUACUGCGAGAAGUAAUCAACAAGCUCCGAGAGCUGGUACACCAGGCUUCAGGUCCCCCGAGGUAUUGAUGAAGUGUCCAGACCAAUCCACAGCUGUAGACAUAUGGUCAGCGGGGGUGAUAUUCCUGUCCCUCCUCAGUGGCCGGUAUCCCUUCUUCAGAGCAAAUGACGACCUUACAGCCCUUGCCCAGAUCAUCAGCAUCAUGGGCAGUGAGGAAGUGGUCGCCUCUGCUUCAACAUAUGGUAAAAAAUUACUGUGCAAUCCACCAACGCAUGCUUUGAAUUUGAAGAACUUGUGUAAUAAACUGAGAACUGGCCCGAGUUGUAGACAGAACCGUUCAAGCAGCAAACACAAUCCACAGGAAGAGGUGAAAGUAUUACAGUCCUGGGCCAGUGUUCCAGACUCUGUGUUUGAUCUUCUUCACAAACUUCUUGACUUAAAUCCUUCCAGUAGGAUAACGGCAGAGGAAGCUCUCAACCAUACCUUCUUCUCAUCAGGGUCCUGAUAUCAGCAGUUCUUGAGUGUUAACUCAAUCUUUAAAGAUGGCAGCUCGUAACUUAAACUUUACUUUGUUAAAUCAAUAACAUUCAUGGAUACUGAUUUUGAUUGACAGGGCUGUUUCUCUAAAAUAUCUUUCCACCCAAGGACUCCCUGUUUUACAAGAGGUAGAAAUUGAUCAUUAAAUUGCACAUAAGUAAGAGUUAUGAAAUGCAACCACAGAUAGAAGCGAUUUAUGUUGGAGUCCUUGGGUUGGGUAGAUUAUUUCACAGGAAUUGCUGUCAAUAUAUCUCAAAAAGUAAAAUUGAGAUAAAAUUAUUUAAUUAGUAUGAUUCAAAUGUUUGAUAUUUUAUGGUAAGGUCCUUCACAGGAAGCAUAUUGCAUGGCAGUUUAAAUAUAUAGUGAUUAUUAACCCUUUCACCACUGUGAACCACAAUGGACUCCUCCAGAUAAUGAAUGGAAUAGUCUACUAAAGUUACCAAAAGAUACAGUAUUUGAUACGUUUAGAUGAAUAAUAUUUUUUUCCAAGAAUUCAUAAAAUAUUAAUGGCAGUAUUUAAACAUCAAUUGUGAAUACAUUUAAAGUGAAAAUGAUAUGUUUGAAAGAUAUUAACAAAUAAUUGUAUCAUUAUCAGUUAUGCUUACAGGAAAUGUAAUGAAUUCCUUCAUCUUUAUUAAUAUCAAAAAAUACACAAUUGCCUUUUCAAAAAAUGGAGUUCCCCUAAAGCCUAGAUUGAUUCCUGGUUAAUGUUAUAAUCCAAAGAAAUUGUUAUAGGAUUUUGUCCAGGUGCAGCAAACAAUUAAGAUAGUUCUUAACAAGCAAAAUUAUUUCUUUUUAUUUGUCAAUGAAAUUUAUCUGACAGGUUUUGUCAUUAUACGUUGUUGAUAACACUACCCACCUCAAUAAUAAGAUUUGUUUGUAUCACUACUUGUUUCUGCUUUUCUUGUCUUUAAUUUAUUUAUAAACCUUGUUAUAGUUACUAGACAGCAUUCAAAAUAAGAUUCAUCAGUUAGGUAUGAAUAAGGAAGGCUGUUAGUUUUGAACACAAACAGGAAUUGAAAUAAAACUUUUUUUUUUUUUAAAUAAGUUUUCAAAUCCUGUUUGUGUUCAAAACAAACUUAGCCUUUGUCACUAGACAGUAGUUUUGCCAAAUAUCAGAUAUUUGAAAUGAUGUUUGAAAGUCUCUUAUAAAUCCAAUACUAAUACCGGCAGUAAAAUCUUAUGUUAAUGUACAAAUAUAUUACAAUUGAAAGAAAAAAUAAUUUACACAAAUUUUCAGGAAUCACUUUAUCAUGUACAAGGAAUUCAUAUUCUUACUUUUGAUUUCUUUAUCAAAUAUUUUAAAUAAGUAAAAUGAUUAAAAACAAAUUAAAAAAUUCUUGAAUGAAAUUGAUUUAAUUUAUAAAUUGAUAAGUAAGGGUACAUAUAUAUAUGAUACUGGUUUAAGAACUAUUUUUGUAUACACCUUUUGUAGUUUCAUUGAAUUCUUAACCUUAACAAACAUUGUCCUUCAUUGAUCAGUAAAUGUAUGACAUUCAUAAUGUGAUCAAUGCAAUUUUCUUGUGUCACUGUUAUAUUUUAUUAGGUAUGUAUGAUAUAGUUAAAGUUUAAUUAAAAGUCUAUAU
This is a messenger RNA of Mizuhopecten yessoensis (Yesso scallop), 3443 nucleotides long. Its product is annotated as cell division cycle 7-related protein kinase-like. Gene Ontology annotation, biological process: mitotic DNA damage checkpoint signaling; protein phosphorylation. The transcript has 11 exons. Gene Ontology annotation, cellular component: nucleus. The coding region runs from base 284 to 1825 and encodes 513 amino acids. Gene Ontology annotation, molecular function: ATP binding; protein serine/threonine kinase activity. NCBI's taxonomy places the organism in Eukaryota, Metazoa, Mollusca, Bivalvia, Pectinida, Pectinidae. The record is from RefSeq and is a predicted model, not a curated record.